UCUUUUCCCGGGUGGCGUCGGCAAUGGCGGACGGGCAGGUCUUGGUGAUCGACGGGCGGGGCCACCUCCUGGGCCGCUUGGCGGCCAUCGUGGCCAAGCAAGUCCUGCUGGGCCGGAAGGUGGUGGUGGUUCGCUGCGAAGGCAUCAACAUCUCAGGAAACUUCUACCGGAAUAAGCUGAAGUACCUGGCCUUCCUCCGAAAGCGCAUGAACACAAACCCCUCCCGAGGCCCCUACCACUUCCGAGCGCCGAGCCGAAUCUUCUGGAGGACCGUACGAGGCAUGCUUCCCCACAAGACCAAGAGAGGCCAGGCUGCCUUGGAGCGCCUCAAGGUGUUUGACGGCAUCCCCCCACCCUACGACAAGCGUAAACGCAUGGUGGUCCCAGCUGCUCUCAAAGUGGUCAGACUGAAGCCAACCAGAAAGUUUGCAUACCUGGGGCGCCUGGCCCAUGAGGUUGGCUGGAAAUACCAGGCUGUGACUGCAACAUUGGAAGAGAAGAGGAAAGAGAAAGCCAAGAUCCAUUACAGAAAGAAAAAGAAGCUUACGAAACUACGAAAACAGGCAGAGAAGAACGUGGAAGGCAAAAUCCACAAAUACACAAAGGUGCUGAAGAAGCACGGGCUGCUGGUGUGAGUCCAAUAAAGUCUAUCAUCCACGGCAA
Messenger RNA from Antechinus flavipes (yellow-footed antechinus), 663 nucleotides. RefSeq names its product ribosomal protein L13a (gene RPL13A). Bases 24 to 635 code for a protein of 203 amino acids. The record is from RefSeq and is a predicted model, not a curated record. Gene Ontology annotation, biological process: negative regulation of translation; translation. Gene Ontology annotation, molecular function: mRNA binding; structural constituent of ribosome. Gene Ontology annotation, cellular component: ribosome; cytosolic large ribosomal subunit. The transcript is spliced from 8 exons. Lineage: Eukaryota; Metazoa; Chordata; Mammalia; Dasyuromorphia; Dasyuridae.